AUGGUAGCUCGGAAAAUUGAUCUUGAGGAGAAGAGGGUGCAUGCACCUAAUCCGAUGAUUCAGGAGACAUUUUUCUCACUACCUGUUGUACCUGCACCGGCAAUCCCUGAGGUUGCGGUGCAAGCACCUGUUGUAACUCUAACCAUGAUAACUAUGGGGGAAGAUCCGGAACUUGUUCGUCAGGAGCCGACUGAACGUGUUGUUGAGCAUGAAGGGAAGGUGCAGCAGCCACUUUUAAAAGAUGUGACGGAAGCAAAAAAGCACUCAGCACCCGAGACUACUUGUUUGGACAAAACUGACGUUGUACAUGUGAAGUACCUUGAAGUGCUGGAGAGUUCGCCAGAGAAGAAGGAACCAGUAUCUGAAGCUAAUUUUGAAACUAUCUCAGAAGAAAACUCUCAGAGAGUCCAAGCUACUCCCGAAGAGAGAUUAGUAACCCAAAGAAUGAUGCCAGAACACAGAGAUUCCAGAUGUAGUUCUGGUGAUGACCAAAUCCCAAGAGAGCCAAGCAGCUUGAUGUUUGAGGCCACGCUUAGAGAUGACGGCACGGAGACGGAGAUUCGGGAAGCCAAGUACCGGCGCAUACGGAAUGAGGAGAAAGGAGAAGUAAAGCAGCCAGUGAGACCAAGUGACAGAUCUCGUAUCUCUGUAGUCGACACCAUUCCUCCUAAUGCUUAUCUUGGUGAACACCAGAUGAAGUCAAGCUUUGGAGAUGCAAAUGGUAGUCAGCGCGCAGACGGGAGGAAUAUGGACGGUCCUAGCAGUGUUAGUGGGCUUGAGAAAGACCGCGCCGAGCUUUUACGGAUGCUUGAUGAGCUGAGGGAUCAGGUGCAGAGAUCCUGCGAAAUCACUGAGAAGCCCAGUGUAGGCGCCUCCACAAGUAGAGUGGCGGAUGCCUCGAGCUCAUACAGUCCUCAUGAACUGCUGAGUCGGUUGCGGCACGGCUCGCCUCAGUUACAGCGGAACGGUUCUCAGUGCUCACCAUCCUUGAGUGGGCAAAAUCCUGGCGUUCCGCAUACUUAUGCUUCAGUCCCCACACAUCAAGAUCUACAUGGAUAUAGAGAGCCUGCCACACACAUGGGGGCUCCUUGCUAUCCUGUUGGUCAGUAUCCAUGGAGGAAUUGUGACAGUUAUUUCUUCGGACAGCAUAAUCAUGACCCUCUCGUCUCUUACCACCAUGGCGGUUUCUACCACCAGCCUGCUUGCUCUUGCCUGCAUUGUCAUCACCGUGAGUUCUUGCCUGUUCAGGGGGCUCCGGUGGGUUUCAAUCAUCACAGGGUGCCAUAUCCUGGGGCGUACCCAGUUAACGGUUCUGUGAUGUUUGGCAUGCAAAAUAACAAUUCGAGAGGCAUCAAUGCUUCGAUUCACCGCGGUCACAUGAGGGGCAACCUGAGCAAGAAGCCUCCGCAAACAUGUGAACCGAUUGCCUGCGGAGCCCCAUUUACCAUAUGCUACAACUGUUAUGAAGUGCUGCAACUUCCCAAGAAGUGCCCCUUGCCGGGGAAGGAUGAGUACAAGCUACGUUGUGGGUCAUGCUCUCAUGUGAUCGUGGUCAAGCUUGAUGGAAGCAGGCUUGAUGUUUCAGCGCCUUCGCCAAUUUCGCACAUGUCUGCUGCUAGUAGAAAUAACUCCAGUGAUGUCCAAGGAAGCAAUGCAUACUCUGCUACUGAUGAGAGACUGCUUCCGCUUUACAGCUUUUCUGCAGGGAGUCAUUGCUCUCGAGAAAGAGAUCUGCAAUCAAACUCAAGUGACACAGAAAAGGUGCAGGGUAUAUCAUCGUCUUCUAGCAUUUUUGAAGAUGAGAAUAAUCCUGCGAGAUCUAAUUCACAGAGGGGCACCCCUAGGUCUAGUGAUCUGCCCGUUGAAGCCCAAGUUGUUAGCCGUGUUCCGAGUUUACCUCUUCAUCAUCAUUUUGCACAUUCACCAUCUGAGAGGGUGGUUAAUGGAUCAGGAAAAGGAAGCAGAAGUACCCGGUCUGAGCAUGAGAAGACAGUAUUGACUGAAACUUGUAGACACAACACUGUAAAAGAUGUACGUGUAGUGAGUGUGAUGAGCCUGUCAGAUGAUGAGUACGAGGAUCCAGACUGCAGUCAAGAUCCCGGUGUUGGGGCUCAACAUGUAGAUCGCUCUAUUGCCACGAAAACGGGUGAUUCAUUCUUUACCAAUCUCAUGAAGAAGAGUUUUAAAAUCAACAACGGAAUGGGCAAUGGCAGAGCAAAGGUAUUCAUUAAUGGCUAUCCCAUCUCCGAUCGUGCUGUCAAGAAGGCUGAGAAGAUUGCCGGACCAAUCUAUCCUGGUGAAUACUGUCCAAAAUAUAACCCUCUAGCAUCAUUGACAUCUGACAUUUUCCUUGUAUCUUUGUUUAGGUAUGAUUACCGUGCAGGGUUCUGGGGUGUAAUGGGCCAAUCGUGCCUUGGCAUGAUACCUCCCUACAUUCCGCAACUUAACUAUCCUAUGCCCAAGAACUGCGCCGGUGGAAAUACUGGUAUUUGUAUCAAUGGGAGAGAACUUCACCAGAAAGAUUUCGACUUGCUCGUGGGUCGAGGUCUCUCAGAAUCUCCUGACAGAUCAUAUAAGGUUGAGAUGUCUGGUAAAGUGUACGAUGAAGUCUCUGGUGAAGAACUUUAUUGUCUUGGCAAACUUGCACCAACGUAA
This is a messenger RNA of Triticum turgidum subsp. durum (durum wheat), 2655 nucleotides long. The record is from the annotation of a GenBank genome assembly. NCBI's taxonomy places the organism in Eukaryota, Viridiplantae, Streptophyta, Magnoliopsida, Poales, Poaceae.